Messenger RNA from Acaulospora colombiana, 546 nucleotides. The record is from the annotation of a GenBank genome assembly. NCBI's taxonomy places the organism in Eukaryota, Fungi, Glomeromycota, Glomeromycetes, Diversisporales, Acaulosporaceae.
AUGUUAGAACAUUUACCAGGUGUUACAUCAGUUGCCUUGCGAAUUAAGACUCUUAGGGCCAGAAAAAUUCGUAAGCUAUUUGGAGAAAAUGGUGUUGGAAUUGAUAAAGUUAAGUAUGUUACCUGCACUGCAAAUGAUAUCGCAAAAUUAACCAAUACACAAAUUCAAAACAUUAUAAAUCAAGUAACCUCAAAAACCGUUUCCCAGGGAAACGAUCAAAAUCAUGUGAUCUCAACUGAGGAUUUCAAAUCUUUACCAGAGACCAAGGUAUGUAUACCAUCCGCCUCAGAAUCCAUUACUGAGAAAGCCUUACCCGAGAAACAGACUCAUGAUCGUGAUUAUUUUCGUAAUAAAAUAUUAGGUCGAUAUCCUGAUAUAUAUAAAGAAUUUAGUAGUAAAAAAUUUGAUUAUUAUGGAAUUAUUGAUAAGUCAUUAUGUCCAGCGUGUAAGAUAAGUCAUAAGGAUGAGAAAAGUAUAAGAGGUAGAUAUGAAGCUGGAUCUUAUUUUGUUAAAUGUGGAAAGCAUGAAAUUGAGGUCACGGCAUAA